AUGCCUAGAGCAAUAGGUAUUGAUUUGGGUACAACAUAUUCAUGUGUUGCGGUAUUUCAACAUGGAAAAGCCGAAAUCAUUCCUAAUGAACAAGGAAAUCGAAUAACACCAUCAUAUGUUGCAUUCACUGAUAAUGAACGUUUAAUUGGUGAUCUUGCUAAAAGUCAAACAGCUCGAAAUCCAAAUAAUAUAAUAUUUGGUGUUAAACGACUUAUUGGUCGUAAAUAUGACGAUUCAACUGUACAAGCUGAUAUGAAAUAUUGGCCAUUUAAAAUACUUAAUGAUAAUGGUAAACCGAAAGUUGUAGUUCAAUAUAAAGAUCGAAUGAUACUAUUUACACCUGAAGAAAUAUGUUCAAUGGUAUUGGCAAAAUUGAAACAAAUAGCAGAAGCUUAUUGUAAUGAACAGAUUUUAGAUGCUGUUAUUACUGUUCCAUCUUGUUUUAAUUAUUCACAACGUCAGGUCAUAAAAGAUACUGCUAUUAUUGCUGGUCUUAAUGCACUCCGUAUUAUUGAUGCAUCAACAGCUGCUGCUAUUGCUUAUGGUUUUGGUAAAAAAGUCUCUGCCCCACAAAAUGUAUUAGUUUUUGAUUUGGGUGCUGGUACUGUUAAUGUAUCAAUUUUAAUAAUUGAAGAAGGAAUCUUUGAAGUUAAAUCAACAGCUGGUGAUAGACAUUUAGGCGGUGAAGAUUUUGAUAAUCGAAUGGUUGAAUAUUUUGUUCAAAAAUUUAAACAGGAACAUGGUAAAGAUUUAUCAGAAAAUAAACGUGCUCUUCGACGAUUACGUACUGCUUGUGAAUCUGCUAAACUUACUUUAUCAUUAUUAUCUGAAGCACCAAUUGAAAUUGAGUCAUUACAUGAUGGUAUCGAUUUUCACUCAACAAUAACUCGUACUCGUUUUGAAGAACUUUGUGAUGAUCUAUUUCGAUCAAUAUUUGAACCAGUUGAAAAGGCUUUACGUGAUGCUAAAAUGGACAAAUCAUCAAUCCACGAAAUUAUUCUUGAUGGUGGUUCAACACGUAUUCCAAAAAUACAAAAGCUUCUACAAGACUUUUUUAAUGAUAAAGAGCUAAAUAAAUCUAUUAAUGCAGAUGAAGCUGUUGCUUAUGGUGCUGCUAUUCUAGCAGCUAUUCUUACUGGUGAUAAAUCAGAUGCAACUAAAGAUAUGCUUUUACUUGAUGUUGCACCGCACACACUAGGUAUUGAAACAACUGGUGGUGUUAUGGCAGCUCUAAUUAAACGUAAUACAACCGUUCCAACAAAACAAAUACAAACCUUUACAACUUGUGUCGACAAUCAACCUAAUUUCGAAGUAAAAAUAUAUGAAGGUGAAUGUUCAAUGGCCAAUGAUAAUAAUUUACUUGAUAGCUUUGAACUUUCUGAUAUUCCACCAGCUCCUCAUGGUGUGCCACAGAUUGAGGUUACAUUUGACAUUAAUGGGAACUGUAUAUUAAAUGUAUCAGCUAGGGAUGAAUCUUCGAAAAAAGAAAACAGAAUUACAGUUACAAAUGAUUAUGCACGAUUAUCUAGAGAUGAAAUUGAACGUAUGAUUCGUGAUGCUGAAAGAUUUAGAAAAGAAGAUGAAAUACAACGUGAUCGUAUGGAAGCUAAGAAUUUACUUGAAUCAUAUUGUAUUGAUAUGAAAACAAAAAUUAAUGAUGGAGAAUUAGGAGAUAAAAUUGAUGCUAAUAAUACAAAGAAGAUUAUCAAUACUAUUGAAGAUACAUUAAAAUGGAUGGAAAGUAAUCAAUUUGCAAAAAAAGAAGACUUUGAGAAGAAAUUAAAAGAAGUUACAAAAAUAUGUUUAUCAGUUACUACUAAACUUUAUCGGGGAAAGUCUGGUAAAUUUGCGAAUGGAUGA
Molecule: messenger RNA, 1860 nt
Organism: Rotaria sp. Silwood1
Lineage: Eukaryota; Metazoa; Rotifera; Eurotatoria; Philodinida; Philodinidae
Source: the annotation of a GenBank genome assembly